Echinococcus granulosus is the source of this 381-nucleotide messenger RNA. RefSeq lists its product as hypothetical. The transcript has a single exon. The coding region runs from base 1 to 381 and encodes 126 amino acids. The record is from RefSeq and is a predicted model, not a curated record. NCBI's taxonomy places the organism in Eukaryota, Metazoa, Platyhelminthes, Cestoda, Cyclophyllidea, Taeniidae.
AUGAAUCCAAACAUUAAUCUCAUUGAGCAAUUCAAAACUCACCAUUCUCGUUCACGUUCCGCUUUCCCUAUUCCACAGAAGCCGUCAAUGAUGAAGAGGGAAAUCUGUGAACGCGGCCAUUCUAUUGAUGGUAUAGGGAAAAAGAUGGGUUUUAUCGAACCAGAAGGUGUUAUCGUCAGUGGUAAGGAGUCCGGGCAGGAAGAUACGGAGUUUAAAGGUAAUCAGAAGAUGUCGUUAACUGACAUGUUGAACUCCGAUAUCAGUGUGACUGAGAUGAAAAAAUUUCAGCGAAACGUUAUCUAUGCUCUUAAUCGACUCAUGAAAGAAGCAGAAAUGGAAAAUGACAAGAAUUUCCACCGACAAAAUAGCCUUCCUGUGUAA